Messenger RNA from Populus trichocarpa (black cottonwood), 1714 nucleotides. Its product is annotated as hsp70 nucleotide exchange factor FES1. The transcript has 8 exons. The record is from RefSeq and is a predicted model, not a curated record. NCBI's taxonomy places the organism in Eukaryota, Viridiplantae, Streptophyta, Magnoliopsida, Malpighiales, Salicaceae. Bases 190 to 1392 code for a protein of 400 amino acids.
UUAUCUUUUUCCUUGACUCUGGCCCCUCCCUCUUCCCUUCCCUUCCCUUCCAGAAACCAGUGAUGCCACAACCUCUACAUUCACAGACCGAGACGAAACCACUUCAUUUAUAAACCAAACCAACUUCAUAUGAUUACCAAUUAAUCAUUACAUCAACCAUAACAAAUUCCUGUUUAAUCUUUAGUUAACAUGGAGCGUGUCGCAAUAAGGUUUCUGGUGGCGACGGCAGUGAUUUUAGCUGCUGCGGCGGUGAUCAGUGGCGAGCUAGUUGAUGAAACUUCUGCUACAGCUGGAUUAUUAUGGUCGACGGGAAAAGACGAGCCUGAUCUCUUGAGCAAGGCUGAGCCGGAAAACAGCGACGAUUCAUCCGCCGCUGCGGUUGUUAAUGACCAUGAUGACCUUGACGGCGGGUUUUCUUCUCUCGAGGGGAUGUUGCAUUGGGCCAUUGGGCAUUCUGAUCCAACGAAAUUAAAAGAAAACGCGGAAGAUGUCCAGCGCCUGUCUGCUAGUGAGUUACAGAAGCGUCAAAUAGAACUUAAGGAGUUGAUGGAGAAGAUGAAAAUGCCAUCUGAUGCAGAGUUGAUGCAUAUGGCAAUAGAUGAUUUAAACAAUUCUUCUUCAUCUUUGGAGGAUCGCCAACGUGCGUUGCAGGAGCUUCUCAUACUUGUUGAGCCACUUGACAAUGCAAAUGAUUUGAACAAACUUGGUGGACUUGCCAUAGUAAUCCAAGAACUUGAUCACCCUGACCAUGACAUAAGAAGACUUUCUGCUUGGGUUCUCGGAAAAGCUUGUCAGAAUAACGCAGCUGUUCAAAAACAGAUUUUGGAACUUGGGGCACUGUCGAAGCUGAUAAAGAUGGUAAAAUCUAGUUCCAUAGAAGAAGCCAUUAAGGCACUAUAUGCUGUUUCAACAUUGAUCCAAAACCAUUUAGCUGGCCAGGAAUUUUUUUAUGCAGAAGAUGGGGAUGCAAUGCUUCAGGAAAUACUGAGCAACUCAAGCAAUGAUAUCAGACUCCUCAGGAAAGCUGUUUCUGUAGUUGCUGAUCUAGCUGAAUACCAGUUAGAAAAUAUAAUAAGAGCUGAGUCUCCAUGCUUCAGAAAUCGCUUCUUCCUGAAGUCUGUAGUUGAUCUAACAGCAUCAACAGAUCUUGAUCUCCAGGAAAAGGCCCUUGUUGCAGUCAAGAAUCUGCUGCAACUUAAAACAACCGAUGCUUUGGUUUUGAAGGAUUUGUGUAAUUUGGAUGGUUCCUUGGAGAGGAUGAGGCGGCAGCUGCUAGAUUUAAUGGCAGAGGAAGAUCAUCGGGACUAUGCAGUGGAUUUGGAAACCCUCAGAGGAGAAGUCGAGCAGAUUUUCCAUGAAAAGCUAGGAAAGGUGAUGAAGGUUCCAACAUGAAGAGACAUUUUUGUGCCUAUACACUGUUUAUGGUGUCGGGAUUUCGGUGCUUGCAUCAGUCAACCUGCAAUGGAUUUCUGUCCUAUAGGAAUAGAGCGGCUAGUUUUGCUGGGGGCAUAGGUUCGAACUUGUUUUGCCAAUAUUUUUCCACAUAAGAAUUACUUUGACCUUUGAAAUUAGUUGAUGUUAGGAUAUAUAGAAAAAAAGGAAAGAAAACCCAGCAAAAGUAGAGCUUACUGCAGUAGUGUUAACCCAUCAAAAGUAGAGAUGAUUGCAGUAGUGUUCUUUUAGUUUGAUACUAAAUAAAUGCCUCUUGUUACUC